Laccaria bicolor S238N-H82 is the source of this 825-nucleotide messenger RNA. RefSeq lists its product as uncharacterized. The record is from RefSeq and is a predicted model, not a curated record. The transcript has 4 exons. Bases 1 to 825 code for a protein of 274 amino acids. Lineage: Eukaryota; Fungi; Basidiomycota; Agaricomycetes; Agaricales; Hydnangiaceae.
AUGGAAUCCAUGUGGAAAAGUAUGGAAUCCAUGUGGGGGAAGUAUGGAAUCCAUCAGCCAUUCCAUGGAAUCCAUCCCCCAAAGUCAUGGAAUCCAUCCCCCACUCCAUGGAAUCCAUCUGGAAUUUGUGCAGUCCACCCCCAUUCCAUCCAUUCCAUAUGGAAUAACCCGGGGAGGGUAAAGUACUGGGAUGUGUUGAACACCGGCUUCCAGAAGAUCAAUGACAUCAUCGACCAACUUGCUAACAAGACAGGCCAUACACACGAGAACAUCAUCACGUUGUGGAAGCGCACCCAUGCACAUGAAUGUACAGGCUCAAUGUGGAAUAAAUACCAGAAAUACUUUCUAGCUAAUCAGGAGAAGGAACAUAGACGGAUUGGGGACUCAAGGGCAAAUUGCCAGACUUGCUGGGUUGGUUUUAAAGAACAUGAGCCCAGAUGGCAUGAGAUUCUUGAGGCCUACAACGAAGUCCUCGCCGCAUCGAAUGGUUACUCAACCAUCAGUCAACACAUGCGAAAGUUUGACAGGCUGGUCAGUCAGCUCAAAAGGGUCACAAACAAAGCAGCCAAACAAGACAGCUUUGAAUCCCUCUUUGUUUUGGUGGGAAAUUCGAUCCAUGAGGACAUCGGUCUCUCUCAAGUUCACCUUUUCGCAGGUGCAGAGGAGUUCUUGCAGGAGCGGCUUCACAUGGAUCAUGACAAGAUGAGUGGUCUAUUUAAGAACCACGUCUGCAACAGGAUUUCCCUGGGACUCCAAACAAGGCUCGAGACAGACCAGAAGAGCUCGGCAGAAAUUGCGAAAGGCGCUACUGUAAUUUGUAAAUGA